GAGGAUGCGCUGGAACGUGAGGGACCAUAACGCCGCUUACAGAUGUAGAGGGCUGAACGUUAUCUGUAGCGGGUGGAUGAGACAAGGCGACACACCUUCACCUCCUCGCUUAGAGAGCUCCCGGUUGUUCUGAGUACAUCGCUAGGAGCUUGCUGUGGACUGAAGUGAUUCUGAGAAACUUUAAACUUAACACGGAUUUUGUACAUUACUGUGUGAGAAUUUCCACCGUUAAACUGACGAUCGAUAUUGGAUAUUACGACGGUGUGUGAUGAUUCUAAAAAACGACUGUUGAUUACAUUUCCACGUUAUUUAAUGAUAUUUAACAAGGCUUUUAAAAAAAAGUUUUUAAAAGGACAAAAUGCCUAAAUCGUUUCUGGUUCGAAAAAAAUCCUGCGUUCAAACACGUACAUGGGAAGAUGUUGCCACGCCCAUUUUUACCCCCGGGAACUCGGACAUCUCGACCCCUUUGACCACACCUCCUCCGACUCCAGAAAAGGGAAAAGCAUCAGACUGCGAAGAUGACACAAAAGAAGAAAAGGCUCCGGUUGUACCUGUUAGGAAAGCAAGCAAGGACGCUGAGGUUUUAUCUCCCACAAGAGAUGAUACCAUAACGUCCAAUAUUUUCCAGUUCCCACCAAGACUUAACCAACCCCACUUUAGCACGGCCUUUAGCCGCCCGCAAAUAGAACACAUCCCUUCAAGACGGGGGCAUAAUGACUACGGCGCCCUUCCCCAUUUUCCGCAUCUUCCAACCCUCCGACCGCCAGUUUUGUGGAAUCAUGUUAUGCAUGCGCAUGUGCAUGGGCAUGCGCACCCAGCGUCUUUUAUGCACGCUCAUUCACCACCUCCAAAUUGGCUGCCAACUCCACCCCCUUUCAACUCAUCGCCUAAUACCUGGAUCUCACCUUACGCUGGGAAAACACCUUCGCCUCUCGGAGUUCUCUCCCCUGCGGAAAUACCGUCACCUUCUUCAACAGUAAUGGCGGACGAACCGUCGUCCUUCAACAGUGCGGCAAUUCCAAUGCAUCCGUCUUCCCAUAUGGGUCCGGUUGACCUGAUGACCAGGCAAGGUGACCAAUCACAAGGCUUGUUAAAAGCGCCAGUCCCUUGUUUUCCCAUCAGAGAGCGCGUUACACCCUAUCCAAAGCCAACAGGGAUUAAGGUUGAAGUCAUCAACAAUGGUUUUGGGAUCAAGAAUCCAUUGUUGACCAACGAGAAGCCAGGUGCUAUUCACCCGGAUGUGCACGCUAUUCAUAGUCCCCCUGCGUACCUGAUGACGUCAGAGCCCUGUCACACGUGCAGCUUGUGUGGGUUCAAGACGGACACCCCACGAUUGCUGCAGAAACACCUGAAGACACACAAGGAGAUAAAGCGGUUCCUGUGUACAGUCUGUGGAAAGGGUUUCAACGACACAUUCGAUCUGAAGCGGCAUACACGCACUCAUACAGGCGUGCGGCCUUACAAGUGUGACAUCUGUGGAAAGGCCUUCACACAGCGAUGCUCCCUGGAGUCCCAUGGGAAGAAGAUUCACGGAAUGAUGUUCAUGUUUGCCUUCAAUGAACGCAGGACUAAAGUGUAUGUGUGUGAGGAAUGUGGCCAUUCAACUGACGACCCCGAGGAGCACUUCCUGCAUCUGCGCACGCAACAUCCGAACAAUCCCGCCAUAUUGCGAUGUCAUGAUAGGCGCCAGUUUAAAUUUGGAGGAAAACUUCACGAAAGGAGGAAAACUGACUCCCUCGACGCGGAAGAGAUUCAAGUGACCUAACGAAACACGCCGAGAACAGAAACAAUGCCUGGUCUUUGUACGCUUCGGUGGACAGACUAUUAAAACAUGUGUCCAAGUAUGACUUUCUCACAGCUUUGCAUGACCAGGUCAUCUAAUUUAUCUGUUAAUAUUUAAUUCUUUCUGUGAGAAAAAAAUAUGAGAAAAUCGUGAUUUAUUUGUUCUUGUCCAUGCCACAACACUGCUAAAUAUAUAUCAGUUGCCUAUUACAUGUAAUGAGUUCGGGCAUGCAUUUCACGGAGGAGGAUGCAAAUUUACCCUAUUGUCCUAAACUGUGCAUCAUCUCAAGGAAGUGAAGAGACUACUAUCAUCAUUAGAUCGUCAUCUACCUAAAGGUUAAACAAAAACCAUUAUAAUUGAAAACUUCUCCAGUUGCACAAUGGUACACACCUAUGAUAAUGUUCCUUGUAACUCGAGACUUUCCGAGACAAGCCGAAUGGCAGGCCACGGAAAGGGACGAGUGGGGACGAAUGCCUUCAGUUAAUAUGAAUGAAGAUAUGGUGGUUAGCCAAGUCUCUGUUAUAUUCGCUUCAACGCCAACCUCUUCAUUAAUACAAGUUUCAUAUACACUAACGCCUCUUUAGUCCGGACCCCUUUUAUCCGGAUACCCUAUCUUCCGAACAUUGGAAACAAUUACAAACAGUUAAAGGGACUUUACUACUACGUUGAUAGGCUCAUCCGAACAAUUUGACUUGAAAUAGUACCGUCCGGAAUAAGGAGGUCUAACUCAAACAGUGGAAUAUAUAAUAAGAUAUUUUCAAUAUCACUACAGUCAAUGAACAAUCUCAUUAAAAUCAGAUCUAAGUUACGGCCCGUACGACUGAUUCCGUCAAAAAUAUCGUCGAUAUCUCGCUUCCGUGGGAUAAAGAUUU
This is a messenger RNA of Haliotis rufescens (red abalone), 2655 nucleotides long. Its product is annotated as zinc finger protein 768-like. Gene Ontology annotation, molecular function: DNA-binding transcription factor activity, RNA polymerase II-specific; RNA polymerase II cis-regulatory region sequence-specific DNA binding. Gene Ontology annotation, biological process: regulation of transcription by RNA polymerase II; epidermal cell differentiation. NCBI's taxonomy places the organism in Eukaryota, Metazoa, Mollusca, Gastropoda, Lepetellida, Haliotidae. The transcript has 5 exons. Gene Ontology annotation, cellular component: nucleus. Bases 359 to 1765 code for a protein of 468 amino acids. The record is from RefSeq and is a predicted model, not a curated record.